CAAAAGUUUAAUCAUGUAGGGAGAAUCAUGUGCCAAGCGAGUGAAACAGCUGAAAAAAGAUGUGGGGCUGAUGCUAGACACUGUGGUCGAUCCCUUACAUCAACUGGAGCUCGUUGAUGAUUUGCAAAGACUUGGAAUAUCGUAUCACUUUGAGAAUGAAAUUAAGAGCAUUCUGAAUAGCAUAUAUAACAAAAACCAAAAGCUGGAAAGUUUAUACACCGUAGCUCUUGAAUUCAGACUCUUAAGACAACAUGGUUAUGACAUACCAGCAGAAAUUUUCAAUAAUUUCAGGGAUGAGAAGCAAAACUUCAAGUCAUGCCUCAAUGAUGAUUGCAAACAAAUUUUAUCAUUGUAUGAAGCUGCAUUUCUAUUGAAAGAAGGAGAGAAUGCGAUCUUCCAUGAUAUUAGAAGUUUCACGACCUCAUACCUUAAGGCAUAUGUGAAGGAUAACAAAGAUCAAUAUCUCUCCACUCUAGUGAGCCAUGCAUUGGAGCUUCCACUGAAUUGGCGGAUGCUAAGAUUGGAGGCAAGGUGGUUCAUGGAUGUAUAUAAGAGAAGACCUGACAUGAGCGGUAUCGUGCUUGAGCUUGCUAAACUGGAUUACAACAUGGUACAAGCAACGCACCAAGACGAUCUAAAAUAUUCAUCAAGGUGGUGGAAGAAUAAUGGUCUUGGAGAGAAAUUAAGUUUUGCAAGGGACAGGUUGAUGGAGAAUUUCUUAUGGACUGUGGGAGUGAUAUUCAAACCUGAGUUAGGAUAUUGUAGGAGGAUGUCCACAAAGGUCAAUGCUUUAAUUACAACCAUUGAUGAUGUCUAUGACGUCUAUGGUACCUUGGAUGAACUUGAGCUCUUUACAGAUGUUGUUGAAAGAUGGGGCAUAAAGACAAUGGAGCAACUUCCACAAUACAUGAAGAUAUGUUUUCUUACUCUUUAUAAUUCCAUAAACGAAAUGGGUUUUGACGCUCUCAAAGAACAAGGAAUUAACAUUACUCCUUACCUAACGAAAGCGUGGGCAGAUUUAUGUAAAUGUUAUUUAUUGGAGGCAAAGUGGUACCAUAGUGGAUACAUCCCUACCCUUGCAGAAUACAUUGACAAUGCAUGGAUUUCUAUAUCUGCUCCUGUAAUUCUAGUGCAUGCUUAUUUUUUAGUUACAAAUCCAAUAACAAAGGAAGCCUUAGAAUGCUUGGAUGAAUACAACGAUAUAAUUCGUUGGUCAUCAAUAAUAUUACGACUUGCAGACGACUUAGGAACAUCAUCUGACGAGUUGAAAAGAGGGGAUGUUGCAAAAUCUAUCCAAUGUUACAUGUAUGAAAGAGCAUCUAAAGAAGACGCUCGUAAACACAUAAAAGAAAUGAUUAUUGCAACAUGGAUGAAGAUGAACAAAGAUCGGCUUGAAAAUCCUCACUUGUCAAACACUACUUUUAUUGAAAUUGCAAUGAAUCUUGCCAGGAUGGCUCAAUGCAUGUACCAACAUGGGGAUGGACAUGGUAUUCAAGAUCAUGAGACUAAAGAUCGCGUAUUAUCCUUACUUGUUAAUCCCAUCGCACAUUUGUAGGGAGAUGGUCACUAGUAGUGGUUAGAGUUUU
Pistacia vera is the source of this 1586-nucleotide messenger RNA. RefSeq names its product myrcene synthase, chloroplastic-like. Lineage: Eukaryota; Viridiplantae; Streptophyta; Magnoliopsida; Sapindales; Anacardiaceae. The record is from RefSeq and is a predicted model, not a curated record. Gene Ontology annotation, molecular function: magnesium ion binding; terpene synthase activity. Gene Ontology annotation, biological process: diterpenoid biosynthetic process.